Messenger RNA from Babesia bigemina, 1044 nucleotides. RefSeq lists its product as hypothetical. The record is from RefSeq and is a predicted model, not a curated record. The coding region runs from base 1 to 1044 and encodes 347 amino acids. The transcript has a single exon. Lineage: Eukaryota; Apicomplexa; Aconoidasida; Piroplasmida; Babesiidae.
AUGAUUAAUAGGUUCGGCAAUGUGGUGAGCGAGAUCAUGCUCGAAUUGGCGUCGAGUGACUCCUUUACUGCAUACCUCGACAACACGGCAGCGGAACGAGAGGCGGACGAUUCGUCUGCCGAUGCAAACGCAGGCACCCGUUCAAUCAAUUCCAGAUCGACUAAACUGUAUGAAUCCCACGUGAUAGCGGACGGUGCCGCAGGAAUGCAAGAAGUGGAUGCGCCAACCACUCCUUCGGAGCAGCACGUCAUGAGCACGAGCGGCGAAACAGUUACGGACGCCAAUGAAUGUACGGUUACACGUGCGACUUCGGAAGCUGAACUGCUUCGUGCAGCCUCUAAGAGCAUGUUCGACAGGGGCAAUCUGUUGCCUCCCCCGAAGGCAAAGCAGUCAACUGCGGAAAACAAGCCGACAGACUCAGCCGCUGAAGUGGCGUUCAAGAAGGCGCCUCAAACGGCAGCCGACGAGUCGACUGAGACGGCCGCACGGCCAACAGUCAAGUCUCCGCUCAAAGUCCCCAUACCGUUGCGCAAAGGCGUGGCAGAAUCUGAAAGGGAAGCGAAAGCAGCCCCCGACACAGACAAAGCAACCACGCCGGAGUGGACACCGGAAAGCAGGAUAAACAUACUGACGAGGGCGGCAAAUAGGGUUCGAAUGAUCUCCCGAGUAACGCAAAAACGGGACGAACAGUUCGACCUACCAACUGACGCAUACGGCUACGUCAUGAACCGGUCCAUGUCCAGCGCCAGCGAUCAGUCGCUUUUCCGCUCGCCCGGCCACAGCGGCAGCAUCAACAGCACCAAAGACGGAUUUGCUAACCGGAAAGGCGACGCUGCGUCGGCGGGCUACCGGUGCUACGGCAUCAGCCGCAGGGCAGGCAUCAAGCUGGGCACCAUUUCCAGCCGGUACAACCGCGUCAACGACGCUCUCAAAGCGCUGGAGGUCGAAGACAUUGGCGCUGUCCGCGAGGCACAUUUCCUGCAGCACACCAAAACCGUGUCCGCUCUCUGGUCUAGACACGGCAACGUGGCCGUCUCCCGGUAG